AGCCUUGUACGGUAGCCUUGUCGUGCAGCAGCUACCGGUACCAUAUGCAGCUCGGAGAAGCCCUUCAAGUUUGAUACGAUACCUACCCGAUCUAUCAAACAUUUCUUCGCCAAACCAACAACUUCAUAAAAUCGAUCAGUCUGUGGAGACCAGUCCACCCCAAGCUCUAUCCAUCAUUAUCAUCACCAUCAAUUGAGUUAUCAUCAUGAGCAUUCGAGUUCCAGGUCAAAUUGUUGUGCGCAGAGACAGCGCCUAUUGGCGAGAAGAUGGAGAAUCGGUCAUUACGGUUUUCGAUGACGACUUCAGCAUCUUCAGUGCCGAUGUCGACGAUUCUCGCUGGGAGCCCAACGAGAAUGUUGUUUCGGAUUCUAUCGUCGAUGACAACAGUCCCAAGUUUCCUCAACGACGACAAAGCGUGGUAUUGGCGGCAGCACCUAUCAUGGAUCUUCCCAGACUGCCACGCCGACGACUGACCAUCAAGUACACCUCUUCCGGCAGCAGCACCGUUGUGGAGGAAGAAAGCGCCAAGAAGAAUGCAUUGCCACCCAUGGCACGAAGAACUCUUCCACUCCGCGCCCGAGGGCUAGCUCCUCCCAAGUUUCCCAGCCGCAAACGCAGCAUGGACAGCUCCCCUCCUCCUUCUCCCAGUCAAGCUGCUUGCGGCAGACAGUACAACCGCAAAUGCAUACCGUCUGCAACGACGACACCCCCCAAACAAAACCAGCAGCUCAACACCAAGUCCGCCAUGGCCGCCUGACUCUUUGGCCGCCAAUCCAAAAAGGGGAUGGAUCACCGAUCAAUCAAUUCAAUCGUUUAUAAUGUAAAUUACAAUACAAUAAACCUACAGAAGAAUCAUUAACCGACUAGACUACGUGCUACAAUGCCUUCAGAUCAAUAGCAGU
Seminavis robusta is the source of this 902-nucleotide messenger RNA. The record is from the annotation of a GenBank genome assembly. Lineage: Eukaryota; Bacillariophyta; Bacillariophyceae; Naviculales; Naviculaceae.